This is a messenger RNA of Cylicocyclus nassatus, 855 nucleotides long. Lineage: Eukaryota; Metazoa; Nematoda; Chromadorea; Rhabditida; Strongylidae. The record is from the annotation of a GenBank genome assembly.
AUGGACGCAGUUCCUGAGCCACUGAACGGUGUCUAUUCUGUGGCGAAUUUGUUAGCUGACAAAGAGGAAACGGUGUCGAUUGUCGAAUCUCCGCCGAAAUCUAUCAGUGAUAGGGAACUACUAGAAUGGCGCCGAUUAGGUGCAGCUCUAGCUUUUCAGCAGAAAUUAGCCCUCAUGCAACAAGCGCUUUUACCGAUGAGGUUUGCUGAGCAAUGUCCACCGUUAUUUCCUAACUUGGGUUCGAACUUCGGCGUGUUGAGUGGCGGAUUCGGCGCAAUGCAGCCUUUCUGGCAGAGUCAGUUUAGACAAGUAGCUCUUAAUCUUCUGUCAUCGCCUCAGCGGAUUUCGCCAAAACAAGAGGAAAGCGUACUGAAGAACUCCACGUUUUUCUCAGAAGGUCCCUCUCCAUCGACAGAAAACGUUUUUCCUUGUUUUCGCUGCACGAAACUUUUCUCCUCGAGUUCUGCAUUGGAACAGCACCAGGCCAUUCACUCCACUGAUAAGCAGUUUGAAUGUAAGCAGUGCGGUAAAACAUUCAAGAGGUCUUCUACCCUUUCGACGCACCUGCUCAUCCACUCCGACACCCGCCCUUACCCUUGCGAAUACUGCGGGAAACGUUUCCAUCAAAAAAGCGACAUGAAGAAGCACACUUACAUUCAUACAGGUGUAAUAAGCACUUACGACAUCCCUUCAUUCGUGCAGAGCAAGCCGAAUACUGCGCAAGAUACAUCAGACGACAAACUAACUGUGUUCAGAGCUACUCCGCAACACUUCGGCUUCAGUUCCAGCGUGCGCGAUGCGGAGAGCUGCGAGUCGUUCAACGACGAGAUACUCAACCUUAGUCGCAAAGAAUGA